AUAAGCACGGACCUGCUGAACGAUGAGUACUGCGAUUGUGAAGAUGGCACAGAUGAAUUAAACAGCAACAACAAUAAUAAUAACAAUAAUAAUAAUAAUGAUGAUGAUGAUAAGUUGUUAUGGGUUUAUUCAAGUAGAGUUAAUGAUGGAGUUUGUGACUGCUGUGACGGCUCUGAUGAAUUUAUCAGUAAAUCAUUGUCAUCAGUACCAUGCUCAAACACGUGUGAUGGACUGAAAAAACGCGUGGAUGAA
This is a messenger RNA of Helobdella robusta, 252 nucleotides long. RefSeq lists its product as hypothetical. Gene Ontology annotation, biological process: N-glycan processing. The transcript has 2 exons. Lineage: Eukaryota; Metazoa; Annelida; Clitellata; Rhynchobdellida; Glossiphoniidae. Gene Ontology annotation, cellular component: glucosidase II complex. The annotation marks the transcript as partial. The record is from RefSeq and is a predicted model, not a curated record.